Molecule: messenger RNA, 1088 nt
Organism: Paramuricea clavata
Lineage: Eukaryota; Metazoa; Cnidaria; Anthozoa; Malacalcyonacea; Plexauridae
Source: the annotation of a GenBank genome assembly
AAUUUUAGCUCAAUAUACGGAGUUGUCAUUGGUUUACUGGCAUUUAUAACACAAUUAUUGGAAUAUAGCUUUGGUUACCGUUUAAUGCAGAAUGAUGGAUGCUGAUGAUGUUAGAGAGCUUAAUGGAGGUUACAAGAAUUCCCACUUGAACGAAAAAAAGAAGAGUAUUUGGGACAAAUUUAUAGAGCAAUCAACACUACAUGGCUUGCAUUAUCUUUUCGAAAAGCGUCCAGCACCACAGCGCAUUAUUUGGCUUAUUUUACAGGGCUUAAUGUGUGCCUUGUUUUUGUGGCAAACAUUGACCUUAGCUUUGGACUAUUUAGAAUACAAUGUGACAAGUACAAUUGAGUUUGUAACCGAACGAGAAAGCAAUUUUCCAGCCGUCACUUUGUGUAAUUUUAACCAGUACCGCAACAGUGUGUUAAGUAACGAUUAUCCAGAUUUUUUACACGUGCUCCAACAGCAAAAUCCACUUUAUGAAAAAGAUAAGAAGCCAAUUAACUGGACCAAAUAUGCAAACACGAAUAAUUUAAAUAUGAAAGAGUUAGUCCGCACAGCAGCACAUCAAAUGCAGUAUGACAAUAAGACCGAGGGAGGAAUGCUCUAUCGUUGCACAUGGUUAGGAGAUGAAUGUAAAUAUUCAGACUUCACAACAACACUUACAGACAUGGGACUGUGUUAUACGUUUAACGCAGGUAUGUAGUUCUUCCAACUGAUACAGAUGUAUGGUAUUUGCAUGUUACCCGUAAUAUAGAUAAUUGUCCCAUUAAAGGAAUACCGAAUGGUUUUCCGUGCAGGAUUGCGUGAUCCAUGCACGAGGGAUGUCGCGAGACUUUCAGAAAGCGUAAAAAUACUCGAGCCGCAGGCGAGUGUAUUUUCACGCUUUCCGAAAGUCGAGCAACAUCCCAAGUGCAUGGAUCACGCUAUCCUGCUUGGAAAACCAUUUGGUAAUUGUUUUAUAAGAUAACUACAGUGAAACAAUGACAUUUUGAGAAUCGCGCGAAUAUCCCGCGAAGGCAUUUUAAUUCCUCGUGCAGGAUAUCCUGAUCCUGCACGGCUAUUGACCAAUCAAAUUGCAUGUUUCACUG